AUGAAUCCUGCCCAAGGACAGACUUAUGAGGAUCUCGUCUGUUCCUUGGAACCCCUGCCUGUGGGGCUAUGUGUCAAUAGAAUUGUGGGAUAUACCUAUUCGGAGGUAAAAAACCGGUGCGUAAUCUAUGAAUCCAGGGGAUGUGAAGUGAGAGGAAAAUACUUUACUAACAGAGACGAAUGUGAGGUCAAAUGCAAACCGGCGUCCACCCUUAGAAUUAAUCCCUUCAGUUAUUAUGUGGAAAGUUACUAUUGGUCCUUCGAGCCGGAUAUUUCUCAAAUUUUGUAUAAUUCAAAGUUUCUGCCACGAGCCGUCGCCAAAAACGGGGAAAUUCAAUCAGAGCGGGAGGAUUACGAUUUGGAGGGGACUUUGGAAGCGGAUGUGGAUGCAGUGUUCGCAAAAUUGCAUUAG
This is a messenger RNA of Drosophila suzukii, 411 nucleotides long. Its product is annotated as Seminal fluid protein 24Bb. The record is from RefSeq and is a predicted model, not a curated record. NCBI's taxonomy places the organism in Eukaryota, Metazoa, Arthropoda, Insecta, Diptera, Drosophilidae. Gene Ontology annotation, molecular function: serine-type endopeptidase inhibitor activity.